GCGCUUCAAAGCAGAGAACAAAAUCCGUUUAAUUUUAAUUUUUUUCGACCGCGACCACCGUCAUUGACCGUUCGUUUCUUUUCGUGUAAUUAAAUUGGUUCCGCAAUGGCCGCUACGGAUCGUAUGUACGCGUUGGACGAUCUACCGCAGCUGAUCGAGGGCGUCAGCUCGGAGCACGUCGUCGGGGUAACGCAGUUUAUCGUCAGUAUGAUGUCCCAUCCGGCCUACGGGCAGAAGUACCGCUGGAGCAAGGAUGACUUCGAGCUGGGUUGCGCCCUCGGACGGGGAAAGUUCGGUCGAGUGUAUUUGGCACGCGAGAAGCACAGCAAGUUUAUGGUGGCUAUGAAGGUGAUGUUUAAAUCGGAACUGGUUAAGGGUCGGGUGGAGAAGCAGCUGCUGCGCGAGGUUGAAAUUCAGUCUCGAUUGAAGCAUCCACAUAUCCUUCGAUUGUACACUUGGUUCCACGACGAUAGACGAAUCUAUUUGGCGCUGGAAUUGGCUUCACAGGGCGAACUGUACAAACAUUUGAAAGCAUCCCCGCACGGACGGUUCAAUGAGAAACGUUCGGCGAAAUACACUUACCAGGUUGCGGACGCACUCAACUAUUGCCACGCAAACAAUGUCAUCCAUCGUGAUUUGAAACCGGAGAACAUUCUUCUCACCGAUGACGAUAAUGUUAAACUGGCCGAUUUCGGUUGGUCUGCCCACACCAAUUCGAACCGGCGCAAGACGAUGUGCGGAACGCUCGACUAUCUGCCCCCGGAGAUGGUGGACGGUAAGAUCUACGAUGAUUCGGUGGACCAGUGGUGCCUGGGGAUUCUGUGCUACGAGUUUCUGGUCGGCUGUCCGCCGUUCGAGUCGGAAACGACGGAAGCCACGUACGAUCGGAUUCGGCGGCUCGAGGUGGACUAUCCGCGGUUCAUGAGCGUCGGCGCAAAGGAUUUGAUCUCGAAGCUGCUGCGGAAGCCGAGCAGCUCCCGGAUUACGCUGGUGGAUGUUAUGAAGCACUUUUGGAUUAAGGAGAAUAUGGGUAACUGAAGCGAACUGAGAGAGAAGUUAUUUAAUGCCGUGUUUUUAAACUGUUUCGAAUCUUGUGUAUCUAUAUUAUAAA
Molecule: messenger RNA, 1111 nt
Organism: Sabethes cyaneus
Lineage: Eukaryota; Metazoa; Arthropoda; Insecta; Diptera; Culicidae
Gene: aurB
Product: aurora kinase B
Exons: 2
Coding region: 106-1038 (310 amino acids)
Biological process (GO): mitotic spindle organization; regulation of cytokinesis; protein phosphorylation
Cellular component (GO): spindle midzone; chromosome passenger complex; spindle pole centrosome
Molecular function (GO): ATP binding; protein kinase activity
Source: RefSeq, a predicted model, not a curated record